Messenger RNA from Callithrix jacchus (white-tufted-ear marmoset), 6254 nucleotides. It is a transcript of the gene PPP1R16B, whose product is annotated as protein phosphatase 1 regulatory subunit 16B. Gene Ontology annotation, molecular function: protein binding; enzyme inhibitor activity; myosin phosphatase regulator activity. Gene Ontology annotation, cellular component: cytoplasm. NCBI's taxonomy places the organism in Eukaryota, Metazoa, Chordata, Mammalia, Primates, Cebidae. The record is from RefSeq and is a predicted model, not a curated record. Gene Ontology annotation, biological process: regulation of sprouting angiogenesis; establishment of endothelial barrier.
GGGAGCUCAGGCCCCGCCUUGGGGGAGGAGCCGAGAGGCGGCGCGGAGGCUGGCGGCAGAGCAGAGCCGGCUCCGUAGCCGCUCGAGCAGCUGCGUCUCGCGGACCCACAGACAGAGCCGGGGUCGGGAGCCGCCCGGGGCAGGGCUCGGGAGAGCGGGCCCCACCAUGAGGCCCCUGCCCCACCAGAGGCCCCGCGCUGCCCUGGCCCCCGGUGCACCGUGCUAGCCCCCAGCUAGGGCGUGGGGAGGGCGGUGGCCAUGGCCAGCCACGUGGACCUGCUGACAGAGCUGCAGCUGCUGGAGAAGGUGCCCACGCUGGAGCGGCUGCGUGCCGCCCAGAAGCGCCGGGCCCAGCAGCUGAAGAAGUGGGCUCAGUAUGAGCAGGACUUGGAGCACCGGAAGCGGAAGCAUGAGCGGAAGCGCAGCGCGGGCGGCCGCCGCAGGAAAGUGUCUUUCGAGGCCAGCGUGGCCCUGCUGGAGGCCUCACUGAGGAAUGACGCCGAGGAAGUACGCUACUUCCUGAAGAACAAGGUCAGCCCUGAUUUGUGCAACGAGGACGGACUCACAGCCCUACACCAGUGCUGCAUCGACAACUUUGAAGAAAUUGUCAAGCUGCUCCUCUCCCAUGGUGCCAACGUGAAUGCCAAGGACAACGAGCUGUGGACACCCCUGCAUGCUGCAGCCACCUGCGGCCACAUCAACCUGGUGAAGAUCCUCGUUCAGUAUGGGGCCGACUUGCUUGCUGUCAACUCAGAUGGGAACAUGCCAUAUGACCUCUGCGAGGAUGAACCCACCCUGGAUGUCAUCGAGACCUGCAUGGCAUACCAGGGCAUCACCCAAGAGAAAAUCAACGAGAUGCGGGCAGCUCCUGAGCAGCAGAUGAUUGCGGACAUCCACUGCAUGAUCGCAGCUGGCCAGGACCUUGACUGGAUAGAUGCCCAGGGUGCCACACUGCUGCACAUAGCUGGAGCCAAUGGAUACCUGCGGGCCGCUGAGCUCCUCCUGGACCAUGGAGUGCGUGUGGAUGUGAAGGACUGGGAUGGCUGGGAGCCCCUGCAUGCAGCUGCCUUCUGGGGACAGAUGCAGAUGGCAGAGCUGUUGGUAUCCCAUGGGGCUAGUCUCAGUGCAAGGACAUCCAUGGAUGAGAUGCCAAUAGACCUGUGUGAGGAGGAAGAGUUCAAGGUCCUGCUGCUGGAGCUAAAACACAAGCAUGAUGUGAUCAUGAAGUCACAGCUGAGACACAAGUCAUCCCUGAGCCGGAGGACGUCCAGUGCAGGCAGCCGUGGGAAGGUGGUGCGUCGAGCCAGCCUGUCGGACAGGACCAACCUAUACAGGAAGGAGUAUGAGGGAGAGGCCAUCCUGUGGCAGCAGCGGAGUGCAGCUGAGGAUCAGCGGACCUCUACCUACAAUGGGGACAUCAGAGAGACCAGGACAGACCAAGAGAAUAAGGACCCUAACCCCAGGCUGGAGAAGCCCGUGCUACUCUCUGAAUUUCCUACCAAGAUCCCACGAGGUGAACUGGACAUGCCUGUUGAGAAUGGCCUCCGGGCUCCGGUCAGUGCCUACCAGUAUGCACUGGCCAAUGGGGAUGUCUGGAAGGUGCAUGAGGUGCCCGACUACAGCAUGGCCUAUGGCAACCCUGGCGUGGCCGACGCCACCCCGCCCUGGAGCAGCUACAAGGAGAGCCCUCAAACGCUUCUGGAGCUGAAGCGGCAGCGGGCUGCAGCCAAGCUGCUCAGUCACCCCUUCCUUAGCACCCACCUGGGCAGCAGCAUGGCCAGGACAGGCGAGAGUAGCAGUGAAGGCAAGGCCCCCUUGAUCGGAGGCAGAACUUCACCGUACAGCAGCAAUGGGACCUCGGUAUAUUACACGGUCACCAGCGGAGAUCCCCCACUCUUAAAGUUCAAGGCCCCCAUAGAGGAGAUGGAGGAAAAGGUGCAUGGCUGUUGCCGUAUCUCCUAGUCUCCAUGCGAUGGAGGAGGGAGAUUCCUGGGGAGAGGCUUCUGGAAUCCAGGCCAGCCCAUCAGCCCUGGCUAGGGAGGUGUCAGAGGGCAGCUGGGGACAGGUGGGCUCUGCUUUUCAGAGGAACUCAGACCCCACCCCUCACCUGGCUGCCCAUAGCAUCCCAUGUCCCACGUCCCAUGGUUCUGCUUCCUGCUGCAUUGUCUGCCAUCUGACACAAGGCCCAUUGUGGCUUCCUGGCUCACUCUGCUAUCCGAUCUUGGGAGGGUGGGCUUGAGAUCCCAGCUCUAUUCUUGGUAUAAAGGCUUCUCCGGAUCAGUACGUGCAUGUCACAUAUCAACACACACACACACACACACAAACACACACAUUUGAUCAGUGUGUGUAGAAAUGACAUACCUGGGCUCAGGGGAAGCAAGGAGGCUGAGAAUGUGUGGGGUAUUCCCAAAAGGAUGGAAGUUAAGACCCAGAGUCUCAUUACCACUGCCAAUGUGGCUUUAGCAGGGGAAGGGGCCUGCUAAGCAGAGACCCAUAGUCCUGCUCAGAGUCGUUCCAAGGUCUGGGCCACCAGCCACACCUGGCAGGGGCAAGAAGUCCUCAUUGUGUUCAGAGGGAGCCAGGAACCUACAUGGGUAGAUAAGAUGGGCACAGACCUGUUCCCCGCAGCCUUGUUGAGAGGCACACUUCUGCCCAUGCCAGGAGCCAGCUGUGUGACCAUCCAGGGGUGGAGGGGGAAACCAGGCGAUUCCAUUCCUGGAAUCAACCAAAUCAUGCUUUGCUCUUGGAUGGAAGUGUCAAAGGCAGAAGGGUGGGGGAUGGGGACAAGGUCAGUAUUUACCAAAGUGUAUCUGAUUUAAAAAAUUCCUUUAGUCUGUAAAACUCAACAGGGAGGAAGGUAACUGAAUUCGCUUCUUUUUGUGGAUUGUAUCAUGGUCACUGGGUUUUACUGGCUGGUGCUGGAAAAAUGAAGCUAAAUGAGGAGCUUCCAUAGGAAUGCUUUUCCAGGGAAAGAGGCCAGUUAAUAUAAGAAAAUACUGCUGGUUAAUAAUGACAGAUCCCAGCACCCUGAGAUCUUUGUGAAUAUCUAGACAGUUUCAGCCCAGCCCAUCUCAGCCAGCCCUCUUCAGACUGAGCUGUCAGAGCAAGCAGUUAGGGGCCUGCCUGCCUCCACCUCCCACCCCCAUCCACCCACAUCAGUCAGUGCUCAGGACCCCGGGCCCAGCUUUUGCCUUUUUGGGGAUGCUUGGUAAGGCAGAUUUGCCAGUCAGCCCUUUUGAGUUCCUGCAUAGCCCAGGGGCUCCCAGCCUGGUCUUGCAGGAGUGGUGAUGCCCCAAGGCUGCGAACCCAGGGAUCACAUGGUCGGUAUCCCGUCCUGCAUUCAGGAGAUCCGUGGUAGGGCUGGAGUUGGGUCUUGCCCAGCUCUGCAGUUUCAUAGCCCCAGGUUUCCUGAUGCUGGGGAGGGACAAAUGUGAAUGACUGUUCUCCCCUCACUGCUGAUGCUCCCAGGACCCCCACUGUCCACAGGCUCAGCCAGAAUCUUUUGGUGUAACCAACAAGCUGCAGGUGUGUCCCCUGCUCUAUGCGCCUUUGAUUUGUCCUUAAACUACCUCCUUAGAGCUCUGAAGGGGCGCCCUAGGUCCAGAUUCUAAUUUGGGGAACAGAUCUGGGUUCUUUUUAAUCCACUUAUUUCUCAGUCUACAAGAAACUUUCCCUGAGGGGUACCUGGACUAGGGGCUUGGGGCUGGAAGAGCGUCCCCGCCUUGUGCCACAGCUCUAGUUAUGGGGUCUGCUGUUUGUCAUUCUCAGCCCCCUACUGUGGCCCCCGUGGCCCCAUAACCCACAGAGGGAGCUGGACCUGAAGGGACCUGGGUGUGCUUUCCCAGGAGCAGGGGAGCUGGGCCAGAGAGCAGAGGGUCCAUGGGAGUGACUGCACCCUUGGUGGCUGCUGGAAGGGGAGAGGUUCUCAGCAUCAGGCACCUCCACCCCAAUGCCAGGUUAGAUGUCUAGAGUAGACUUGGAGGCGACUCAGGAGGCUGAAGACAGGUGCACAGAUGCUUCCCAUGUCGCUGGCAUCUGGGGUGGGCUCUUUAACAUCUCAGGCUGUGGCCAGAACAGGACAAGAUGAUCUAAAACACACUUACCUUUGGCUGUAAAACAGUAUCAGCCCAGACUGAUGCUGAAAUCCCUCGUGAGCCAACCUUAGUUACAAGGUAGGGAGUGUGAGGGAAACCAUAUGCUCCUCAGGAGAGAGCUGUGCAGGUUUUCUUUUUGCUCAGGGGCCAAACACUGAAGGCAUAUACUGCCUCACCCACUGAGCACCUGAGGCCAUUCUCUCCUUUUUGCAUGCCUCCUGCCUCCUGGGCUGUUCCUCUCCACCCAGAAGGCUGGGAAUCCCAGCUGAUUCCCUGACAGGAGCUGACUUCACACACAGGUGACUUUCAGGCACUGGCUCAUGUUUUCACCCAGGGAUAAACCAUUCCCUCUCUGGAGUCCCUGGGGAGCUUUCCCUGUAGGUCUCCUGGGUGUUGAGAGUUGAGCCGAAGAUCAACCCUCAAUGAAUGAGCCAAAAUUAACUCACUCAUAUAAUUUACUGAGUAGUUGCAGCAUGCCAGCAAGUAUCUUAGGUUCUGCAGAUAAAGGAGGAAUAAGACAGAGUAAGGAAAACUGUUCUUUGUGGUUUCUGUCCCUUAGGGACCACAGGCAUCAGCAGUCCCAUUCAAGUCACCUGAGGCAAAGUGUCUGCAUCUUGGUCAGUGACCCUUUGCUUUUCAGCUCCUAGAAUCCUUAGAGUCUGAAUCCCUUUAGCUGGUAACAGCUGUCACAGCCAUCCCUGGAUAACAUUGGCCACCAAGUACAGAUGCUGGAUCUUGGGUUCCAAGCAGACAGCAUCCAGGUCCAUCUGGAACUUUCAGUGAUAGCUGUCUUCAGCCAGCAUCUUUGGGGGACUCUAUAAUAGCAGCUUGAGAUCAGUGUCUAAAAGACUGUUCUGCAAUUUGCUGCCAAAUGCAUCUCAGGUUUUUAAAGUCAUUGUUUCUUGCUCAUGGCGGCUCAUUUAUUACAGAGCCCCCUCACCCCACUAAUGAAUAGUGGUAGGAAAAGGAGCUGGAGCUGCUUCCUUCAGCAUCAAAGCCUUUCCUCAGGAAUCUGCCUCCCUUUAUGGCAGGGGUGCAUCUGGGAGCUGAAAGAAAUCCGGCAAAGUCAACCACAUGCCUAGCUCCUGCUGACACCCAGGUCCUGUGGCAGCUCCUCAUUAGAUUAAAGGAGGCCACUUCCAAAGCAGGCACUGCAUGGCUCACCAUCAUAUGCCCCAAACAAUUGAAAGUUGACAACUACCACCAGGCUGUGAGUUUCUGGCCAGUAGCUUAGGGAAGCUGAAUAAACUCUAGGCCCAGGGCUACUGAAGACUUCAGGAUAGAAUUCUCCAUCAAAUAUGCAGCAUAAGUAAAACUGCUCUGUACUGUUUGAUCCAUUUCCAAGGGGCUUAGAACAGUUAACAAGGGUGUUUCCCCUGUCCUGCCCCACCAGUUUACUGGCUUUGUAAUAACAUGAGACCAUUUUGGUUGCUGGUGUCAGAUACCUUUUCAUCCUGAGCUCUCUCGCCUACCUGCUCUCUCUCCUAGAGCAGGAUACUGGGGUACUUUCAAGAAGGGUGCUCCUUUUAAGAUGCCCAGAAAGACUGUAUUGAACCCUCGCUAUUUGUAACUUGGGGAUGGUCUCCCCUCCCCCAGGGCACAUAAGAGCAAAAGGUCCAGUGGUCAGUGGAUGACUCUGUAAAAGUGACCCCUUGUGCCAGAAGCUAUAGCCCUCUCCCUGAUAGGAGUCUCUUUUUGGCCAGAGGGCCUGCUUCCCAUGGGCAUUGCAAGUGCCACCGUGCGGGGCCUGGCUCUGCACACCCAGGAAAAGUCUGCAGACCCCCAGCCCUCCGCAAUAAUUCACCAGACCAGAAGCCACUGAUGUACAGAGAACACUUAAAAAAAUGUAUUUUAUGUGAAAAAAAGUUAAAACUCUGUAUACUGUAUCAGCAGCUUUGUGUAAAAAUGGCAAUCAAGAGAGUCUAAUAUAUUUAAAAUUUUUUUAAAAAAAAAUCCUCGCGGAUCUUUGAUAUCGUACUGAAGUAACUUCCAGGUAGCCCCUUGCCACACGGCAAUGCUGGGCCUCGGGUCCGAAACCGUGGCUCAGCCACAUCCCAGAGGGGGCACAUGUCCCUGGAGUUGCUUCCAGCUACCAAGGCCUGUGACAGAAAUCGCUGUUAAGAGUUUUUAAUUAAAAUUAUUAAAUUCCUUUUAAUAACA